UAACUUUACUCGGUGUCUAUCUAUCCCAUCGAGGGAGCUUUCUUCGUUGUCGUUCCACUCCGUAUCGAAGCACGAGGAAUGUCUUUUGAUGUCUUCGUCGAAGUGUUUUCACGAAACGACGACUCGGUGGUGACUCGCGCGGGUUGCCUGCUAAUCGCAUCGGUCGCCGCGAGCUUUCGGGCAGGCACCGCGAAUGAACGCUCCGUGUAACGUGUAAUGAGAUCGUCGACGUUGCAGCCGCAACCGCAGCCGUCAUCGACGUCGUACGGUCGCGCGAGGUUACCACAGCGUCGCAAAUGACACAGACUUGGCUGGACCGCCGAAUCCUACCAGCGCUCGGGCUGGGGAGUCGUCUCCGUCGCGCAGAGAAAAUGUGCUGGAAGAACAUCGAGCAGGAGGCGUUUUGUUGAUCCACGGCGACUUCGCGUAGAACGCGAACGCGACGAACGCACGCACGCACGCACGCACAUACGCGAGCAAGCACGUACGCACCGGUGCGCACGCACGGCACGUCCUGGUACAUCCGGAAGAGCAUCCCUCUCCCCCACGUUCGCUCUUCUGGACGAGAAUUUGAUGAAGCGACCGAGGCGAGGUAUUGUCGUCUCGCGGCAGUUUUUCUUGUCUAAGACUACAACCACCACUACUAUUAUUACUAUUAUUAUUGCUGCUGUUAUUAUCGAGGCCCGGGGUCGACCGAGAAAUCGCCUUAACAAUAAGUUUUCAAUCGAGACUGCCAAUGUAAGACUGAAUUACUGAUGCAUGGGAUAAUCAUUUUUGAUGUCAAGUACGGUCAGCAUCAAUGGGAAACUGCUUCUCGUGCUUUAAGGUGCCACUUCCACCAACCAGCACUGAUCAAUCUACCACAUUGGAGCAUAAAGACGAAACAAUGGAACUCAGAGGUCUGUUCCAAAAUUCUUGCCAACAAUCUGGUUCUUUCGUGCCUGAAACACAUGUGAACGGGAACAGAAAGUCCAUAAGUACACUACCUACAUUUAACAAUGUAGGUUCCGAUAAUUGUGGAUCUGUGCCCAGUGUACAAAGUAAUUUGCGUUUGUCGAGGGGAUUUUAUGCGCGAUUACCACCGUUAGGACGUUCUGGUACAACGUCGGGUCUCAAUUUAUCCACCGAACUUAAGCAACAAAAGGAACCAUCUGAGAGCAAAUUGAACGCCCUUUUCGACCAAUAUAAGGAUCCUCAUGAGGACGUAAUAUUAGCUGACGGAAUAGAAAGACUUUGUGAUGACUUACAAUUGUCGCCUGACGAAUUUAAAGUUCUUGUUCUGGCAUGGAAACUAAACGCGGAGCAGAUGUGCCAAUUCACGCGCCAUGAGUUCGUCACGGGACUGAAGGCGAUGAAAGUCGACAGUAUACGCGGUAUACAGGCUCGCUUGCCCGAGAUCGUUCAGGAAUUGACGGCCAAUGGCGACCUGUUCAAGGAUCUCUAUCGAUUCACAUUCCGAUUCGGCCUCGACGUGACGUCCGGACAGAGAAUUUUGCCGGCCGACAUGGCGAUCGUUCUUUGGAAACUCGUCUUCACGAUACGCGAACCUCCACUUCUGAUCAGGUGGCUCAACUUCCUCGAAUGUCAUCACAUCCGUGGAAUACCUAGAGACACGUGGAAUAUGUUUCUCAACUUCGCCGAGAGCAUCGGGGACGAUCUCGGUGCUUACGACGAUGCUGAGGCGUGGCCAAGUUUGUUCGACGAUUUCGUGGAAUACGAGAACGACCAGAUGAACCAAAAUAUCACUAAAGACGACAUUAUAAAAGAUGCUUCUAUCGACAAAGCUUAAAUGUUUGUAUUCUAAGAAACGACAAAGUGAAGCGAGCAUAUUACUGUCUUAUAAUCCGACCUUUGAACAGGAUCGUCCGAUAUAUUGUGGGAAGCAUAGUCCAUGUUUUAUUCCUGUUGGUAUGACCACAAAAGUGAUACUUCGGAUUUACUCUAUUGCUUUUCUUUUUUUUCUUCUUUUGUUAUUGCGUCAUAUUUGUUUUCACGCGGCAUCGUAUAUCUUUCUAUGUAAAUAUAGCUAUUUUAUUUUACAUAAUUUUAUUAUUAUUUAAUUACGUUUUGUCAUAUGUGUGUAUGAUACGAAAGAUCUUUGUAUCGCAGAUAUUUUAACAGCGCAGCUGACGAUAAAUAUAUAUUCGCGCAUAUCUUUUUAUACGAUUUCGGUUACACACACACAACAGUCUCGGUCGAAGUUAUUCAUGCGUUUUGAUUGUAGUAACAUAAACAUUGUCGAGUUUUCUAUGCAAUGUUAUUGAAUUAAUUAUGUGAUCGCUUAUGAUAACGAAUUGCGUUUGCUGAAUAAUUGUAUAAUGAUGGUGCUUAUACAUUUACAUUGCAUGGUUAGUUACAAGAAUGAUAAACUUUUCUUAUUUUACGAGAAAUUUAGGGUUUAUAUGCAUAAAGCUUUCGUCAGACGAUGCUUGAUUUCGUAUAUUUUUACAUGCAUGCUGCCAGGUGGUUGCUGGCAAGUAAUUCAAUUUAUUGCGUAGAUUGCUACAUAAUUAGAAGGCCUGUGCAGUGCAUUUGAAGAUCUAUGCAGUGAACUGAGUUUCUUAUUGCCAUGCUUGGCAGUAUAUAUAUAAAAACUCACGAAAUUGCGCAUCAUUUCAUGAUUUAACUACUACAUAGAAUUUUCAGUAUAUUUUUUUUUUGUUGGACCAUACUUCAUGUAAACAAUGCAUCUUGAAAUUCUAGUAAAUAACUAACAAUGCAUCUGAAAUAUACUAAUAAUUUAUUUAUUGUAAGUGGAUAAAAAUUUAAAACGUGCAAAACGAACGUAAAUUCGAUAUAGCAAUUUGUAAAAUUAUAGCUUUAAGAAACAAUAACUAUAAAGUGAAUUAUUGCUAACAUGAAAUUACGUUUGGCUAUUGAAUUAUAUUUUCAAUAUAUUAAAAGACAACACAUGAAGUAUUGGUAUAAUAAUAAGUAUCAUCAUUACUUUUUAGUUCCCGUAUAAAGUUAUAUUCAAUUGCAAUGUUAUUAUGGUCUGUUUGAAUUUGAAAUUCCAAGCAGCUAAAGAUAGCUUCUAUCUUCCACGCUAUAAUCGCUCUUAGCAUGGAAAACAUUAAUUACUUAUUUUAUCCACAAAGUAAGAGUUUUAUUUACAUCAUUAUUUAUGAACGUUAAUAGCUUUAUAUUAAAUUGAAAAUUAUAUUUAUGUGAUAAGAUGAUGAAUUAUAAGUCGGAAAGGUCAUUGCGGAAUAGCGCCUGUGUUGUAAAAGUCUUAUAAAUUAGACUAUAAAAAAUAUUUCUUAGGAAAUUUUGCUAGAAAUAUUCGGUGUCAGAGAUUCUCUGUAGAGAUGAAAGCUUUAGUAAAUAUCCUGAGAUUCUGUUCAAAGGAGUACGUUCAGGGAAAAGCGAGAAAUGUAAUUUUGCAUAAGGAAAAGUUUAGAAAUGAAUUCUCACACAAUCCAAAUUUGUGAUACAGUGUGUAUAAGUAUAUAUACAGGAUGAAUCGCACACUUACAGGAUGGAUUGUAGUUCUUGUUUCGUUGAAGACGGAAAGAAAUUGUGAAGGGAAAAGACGCUUUUUUCGUAAGCGGAGUGUCAGAGAAGUGCGAUUAUAUCUUUUUGGUCUGUAGGAAAAAUAGAGUCUCUUCCUCUCUCUCACAUCACUUGCUUCUUUUACCUUUAUCAUUUAUAUUCCAUAUUUAACGAAACACUUCUUGUCUCGACGGCGUGACUCAUUCUGUAUAGUUUCCAAUGCAUUAAUAUUUCUUACAUUUUUUGAGGAUACUGUUAAAACAGUGAACAAAUGUAAAAAGAAAAGUGAAAUAUCUCAUAUUAUACAAAGAUCCUAAAAAUUUACCUGAUUGAAUAUGUGUAUGUAUGUAUAUACAUAUAUACAUAUAUAUAUACACACACACACACACACACAUAUAUAUAUAUAUAUAUGUGUGUACACACACAGGAUAUUCUACUUCUACCACGUUAUUUUUGAUAGAUUCUUUGAUCGAUUUGGAGUCGAAUUUUUUUUCAAGUGACAAUGUUGAUGCACUUAAAAUUUUCAAAUUAUAACUGAUUAAGAUUCCUCGCGUACUAGACUUUAGGCAGCUCAGUGGAUACGAAAACCACGUUUCUCAGCUAAUUUUUGAGGAAAAAAUUUGGGAAUUGUAAAAAGUGAUUUCCUCCCUCAACAUUUACACUAAGGAAAAAUCGUCUCCAAAUUGUUUGUACAAUCUGCUGUUAUAAAACAAUGCGGCAGAAAUGGCAUACCCUGUAUGUAUAAUUAGAAUUAGUGUGUAUAUGACGUACAUUUGUCCAAAACUCACGUAACAUAUUAAUGUGACGCGGUGUACUUGUUACGAAAAUUUCAGUCAUGUGCAACUAAUGUUCAUCUAACGAUAUUGCGAACAAUGGAAAGUGUAUAAAUUUAA
Odontomachus brunneus is the source of this 4385-nucleotide messenger RNA. It is a transcript of the gene SCCRO3, whose product is annotated as DCN1-like protein 3. Gene Ontology annotation, cellular component: ubiquitin ligase complex. Gene Ontology annotation, molecular function: ubiquitin conjugating enzyme binding; ubiquitin-like protein binding; cullin family protein binding. Bases 800 to 1789 code for a protein of 329 amino acids. NCBI's taxonomy places the organism in Eukaryota, Metazoa, Arthropoda, Insecta, Hymenoptera, Formicidae. The transcript is spliced from 4 exons. Gene Ontology annotation, biological process: protein neddylation; positive regulation of ubiquitin-protein transferase activity. The record is from RefSeq and is a predicted model, not a curated record.